This is a messenger RNA of Amoebophrya sp. A120, 286 nucleotides long. The record is from the annotation of a GenBank genome assembly. Lineage: Eukaryota; Dinophyceae; Syndiniales; Amoebophryaceae.
CUCCGUGCACAAACAUUUUUUGCUUUAUCUGUUGUACAGUAGGCGAGUCACAAAAUGUCCGACACUAUCACGAAAUAUGUGGAUUUGUAUAGCGACAAGUACGAUAACAAAAAUUUAGACUACUACCGUGAAAGCACUGCUCAAACUCUCUUACCUUACUCGCUAGAGGAGCGCGCAAGUUAUCGUAAGCAAAUAGUAGAACAGAGCGAGAAGAUCUCCAAACUGCGCCUCGAAAAGGACUAUCUGAAAAAGCAGAACGGCGAGGUGUGCGCAGCGAACGAGGAAC